This is a messenger RNA of Paramecium octaurelia, 362 nucleotides long. NCBI's taxonomy places the organism in Eukaryota, Ciliophora, Oligohymenophorea, Peniculida, Parameciidae. The record is from the annotation of a GenBank genome assembly.
GUGAUUUAUACCAUUACCUUUCUUUUGGAUUAUAAUUUGGGUAAAUUGCGAAUUGAGGAUAUAAAAAUCCAUAUUAGUUUGAAUUAAUGGAAGAGACAAAAUAAAUUUAGUUUGGCCAAUAUCCAUCAUUUAAUCUCAUGGAACUUAAUAUUAAUGAACCCACUAGAUUAGUGAUACUCUACAAUUAUUAACUUACAUCGCUAUUUAAAUAAGAAGUUUAUGUACUGGAUUCCGAUCCAAAUCUUGAAAAGCACGGGAUGGAAUAGUUGUGUUCUGGAGGCAUGAUAGGUUGAAAAUAAUCACACAUUCUGGAAAUCUAAGAAGUUGUAAUUAUAUCAUUUUGUUAUUAUAACCAAUAGAGC